Molecule: messenger RNA, 1422 nt
Organism: Fusarium odoratissimum NRRL 54006
Lineage: Eukaryota; Fungi; Ascomycota; Sordariomycetes; Hypocreales; Nectriaceae
Product: argininosuccinate lyase
Exons: 3
Coding region: 1-1371 (456 amino acids)
Cellular component (GO): cytosol
Molecular function (GO): argininosuccinate lyase activity
Source: RefSeq, a predicted model, not a curated record
AUGGUAUCCAACCCAUCAACGCUCCUCCGGGGCGGUCGCUUCAAAGAGAACAUGAACGACCUCAUGGUUACGUUCAACGAGUCGCUCCCCUUCGGCAAGGCGUUGCACGAGGCCGAUGUCAGGGGCUCCAUCACCUAUGCCAAGGCACUGCUGCAGCUCGACCUGCUCACUGACGAGGAGCUGAGCGAGAUCACCAGGGGCCUCGAAGCUGUCGAGAAGGAGUGGGCUGACGGCAAAUUUGUCAUCCAUCCUGCUGUUGAUGAGGACAUCCACACGGCCAACGAGCGUCGUCUAGCUGAGCUCAUCGGCCCAACCAUCGCUGGCAAGCUUCAUACAGGCCGUUCCCGCAACGAGCAGAUCGCUACCGACCUGCGCCUUUGGGUGCGAGCCCAGCUUGAUGGCCUUUCCGAACAACUGCGAGCCGCCCUCACUGUUUGCGCUGCCCGCGCCAAGGCAGAAGUCGAUGUACUGAUGCCCGGCUAUACUCACUUCCAACACGCCCAGCCUGUCCGCUUUUCGCACUGGUUACUCUCACAUGCCACCUACCUGAUGGGCGACCUGCAACGGCUUCACGGAGUCCGCGACCGCACUAAUUGUUGUCCCCUCGGUGUUGGUGCCCUGGCGGGGAACCCAUUUGGCAUCGACCGCACCUUUCUCACCAACGACCUAGACUUCUCCUCUGUCCACCCUAAUAGCUUAGCGGCGGUUGGGGAUCGUGACUUCGUCGCCGAGAUCCUGCAGUGGUCGAGCCUGCUGAUGGUGCACCUUAGCCGCCUUAGUGAAGACUUGAUUCUCUAUUCAACAGCCGAGUUUAGUUUCGUUCGGGUUGCCGAUGCUUAUAGUACCGGCAGUAGUUUGAUGCCCCAGAAGAAGAACCCCGAUAGCCUCGAGCUGAUUCGAGGAAAGGCUGGCAGGGUUAUGGGCCAGAGCCUUCCCACAGCGUAUAACAAGGACAUCCAGGAGUCAGUGGAGCCUCUUCUCGACUGCGUCAAGACGGUUUCGCACUGUCUGCGAAUCGCCGGCGGCGUCCUAAGCACGCUGCAAAUUGAUUCUGAGAAGAUGAAGGCAGCCCCAACAGCCGACAUGCUCGCCACUGACGUCGCCGACUAUCUAGUCUUAAAAGGAGUGCCCUUCCGGCAGACACACCACAUCGCUGGCGCUGUUGUCCGCAAGGCAGAGGAGAAGGGUGUCUCCAUCGCCGAACUAGAGCUGCCCGACCUUAAGCAGAUCUCACCCCAGUUCGAGGCUGACAUUGUCGACGUCUUCGACUUCGAGAGGAGCGUUGAGAGGAGGACUGCCCAGGGGGGCACGAGCCGGAGCUCAGCACUAGGCCAAAUCUCCGCUCUCGAGGCCUAUCUUGCUGGUAAUUAAACCAGACGGCCGACCAAAGCUAGGCCCGCUCUGGAUAAUUAAGUUGGUUUG